Hydra vulgaris (swiftwater hydra) is the source of this 1224-nucleotide messenger RNA. The record is from RefSeq and is a predicted model, not a curated record. Lineage: Eukaryota; Metazoa; Cnidaria; Hydrozoa; Anthoathecata; Hydridae.
UACAAUUUUGCAUUUGAAGCUACAACCUUGCUUUAAAAAUUAAACUAUUUCGUUGAACAAUUUUAGCACAUCAUUAGAUCCUUUCAAACGUUAGUUAUUGUCAAACAACACUUGCGUAUUUAUUUAUUGUUGCUACAUCAUAAUAUCGUUAGUUUAGAUACCAGGUAAAAUGACUACUAAUGCAGGAAGACAAAAAUGGCGCAGUUUUACGGAUUCAAUUAAACGUCCAUUUGUUAGCGAGAUUACUCCGACAAGCUCUGAUAUUGGAAACAUGGCUGUUAUUGGUGAUUCAGAGAGCUUAAAAGGUUUAUUUAUAGAACAAGUUGUUAAAAAAGAACUGUUACCUCGUCGAAAUCUGAUUCCAGAAUAUAAUGCUUUCAUUGAACAAAAUGUAAACGAAAAAAUUACGGGACCCACAAAACCUCAAAUAAAAGUGUCGCAGUGUAUACAACGAGCGGCGGGAGAACUACUUUCAACUAAAAGAGUUUCACGCUUUAAAUCCUUUUUCCGAAAGCCUUCACUGGUUUCAAACAUUAUUUCAUUUAAGGUUUUUGAUAUUGAUGCUGGUUACAGAAAAAACGCGUCUAUAACUUACAAGGCAACGGUGACAAACGCAGACUUCAUCCUCUAUUUUGCGCAAGAAAAGAAAGGUUCACAAAAGGUGAAAAAAUGGAUCAAAGAAAUUGUAUAUCUGCGAAAAAGUAAUGAAAUUCCAAUUGUUGUUGUUUCAGAUAAAGGCACUUCCAUAAAAAAACAAUGCAAUAAACUUAAAAACGUGUACCUUUGUGAUUUUACGACAUUAAAAAUGUCAAUGAAAGAUUCUGAAGAAAGAAAUGAAUUGUUCUUAGAAAGACUGAACAGGGUUUUAUUCAACGCCAUGAAUGAAUAUCUCUUAAAAAAAACCGAAAAUGAUCGCUCCGACCUCAUUUUUUAUGGAGAGUAAAUAAUUUUCUAUUUACAAUUUGAUAUAAAAAAAUCUACGAAACAAUGUUUUUUCUUUUUUAUAAUUUAUUUCCAAGUUUAUGUACUUAUAUAACUUAAUUUAAAAUAAUCAUCUUUUUGCGUAAACGAAUGGUUUUUCUAUUACAUAAUAAACCGCUAAGCACUUGAGAUAGCAGAAUGACGUAUAUAUGAAAUUCUAUAGUGAGGGAAUAGUUUGUGUUUUUUAAAACUCAAAUGUAUUUGUAUGUAUUUAAAUGCGUUUGCAAUAUUAUUUUUAUGCUA